Messenger RNA from Lates calcarifer (barramundi perch), 4564 nucleotides. RefSeq names its product WD repeat domain 47a (gene wdr47a). Gene Ontology annotation, molecular function: protein binding. The transcript has 17 exons. Lineage: Eukaryota; Metazoa; Chordata; Actinopteri; Centropomidae. The record is from RefSeq and is a predicted model, not a curated record. Bases 53 to 3121 code for a protein of 1022 amino acids.
GUUACACCCUAUUAUCUCAGUUCCAUUAUCUUUAUGCUGCCUGUGAAGUUUCAUGUGUGUGGAGGAUGGAUGGAUGGAUGGAGGCGGUGCUCCUGCAGGCAGAAGGCAGGCAGCAGGCAGGGCUGGGCAGCAGCAGCAGCAGCAACAGCAACAGACCGCAGCGGAGCGGCAGAGAAAGAUCCAGCAAGGAGGGGACAGAGUCAGACAAGCGGGAGGAGGGACAGCACUGACGAUACCGAGCGGUACCGUCGCGACAGCAUCUGUCAACAGCACGGAAACACCCAGGUUUUUUUCCCUUCGUGUUUUGCUUCACGGCUCUCGUCGGUGGCAGCCCGUCGUCACCAUGACAGCGGAAGAAACCAUAAAUGUGAAGGAGGUAGAGAUCAUCAAGGUGAUCCUGGACUUCCUCAACUCCAGGAAACUGCACAUUAGCAUGCUGGCUCUGGAGAAGGAGAGUGGCGUCAUCAACGGGCUCUACUCGGACGACAUGCUCUUCCUCAGGCAACUGGUUCUUGAUGGGCAGUGGGAUGAGGUUUUACAGUUCAUUCAGCCGUUAGAGUGCAUGGACAAGUUUGACAGAAAAAGGUUUCGUUACAUCAUUCUGAAGCAGAAGUUUCUGGAGGCUCUGUGUGUGAAUAACGCCAUGUCUGCAGAGGAUGAGCCACAGCACUUGGAGUUCACCAUGCAGGAAGCAGUCAAGUGCCUCCAUGCCCUGGAGGAGUUCUGUCCCUCUAAAGAUGACUACAGCAAACUGUGUCUGCUCCUGACGCUGCCUCGCCUCACAAACCAUGCUGAGUUCAAGGAUUGGAACCCGAGCACGGCCAGGGUGCAGUGUUUUGAGGAGGCCUGCACCAUGGUGGCGGAGUUUAUCCCAGCAGACAGGAAGCUGAGUGAAGCUGGAUUCAAAGCCAGCAAGGAUCGACUCUUCCAGCUGCUUCUCAAGGGAGUCCUGUAUGAGUGCUGUGUGGAGUUCUGCCAGAGCAAGGCGACGGGCGAAGAGAUCACAGAAAGCGAGGUCCUCCUGGGCGUCGACAUGCUGUGCGGUAACGGCUGUGACGACCUGGACCUGUCCAUGCUCUCCUGGAUGCAGAACCUCUCCCACAGUGUCUUCUCCUGCGCCUUCGAACAGAAGCAGCUCAACAUCCACGUGGACCGCCUGGUCAAGCCCGCCAAGACCGGCUACGCUGACCUCCUCACCCCGCUCAUCAGCAAACUGUCUCCAUACCCCUCCUCCCCCCUCCGCCGCCCCCAGUCCGCCGACACCUACAUGUCACGCUCCUUGAACCCGGCGUUGGACGGAUUGUCCUAUGGGCUGUCCGGCCAAGACAAGAGAGCGAGUGGUGGGGAGGCAGUUCCGGGGAAAGGGGUCUCUCCCAUGUCCCACUCGUUCGCCAACUUCCACUAUCCCGGAGCAGGAGGGCAGAGUCUGAGCAGGAGUCUCAUGAUGGAGAGCUCCGACUGCCACAGCAUCUUUGAGGAAUCCCCUGAAACGUCGAGGACAGACACGCCUGUGGAUAAAAUGAUGAGUUCAGGUGGAGCUCAGAACCUGCGUCCUGCCUCAGCCCCGGGCGAAGACGCACCGUCAGCUGGCUCUGAUGACAGGAACGAGCUUCGUGACUCCACGGAGAAGUAUGAGGAGUAUUAUCGCCAGCGUCUUCGUGUGCAGCAACACCUGGAGCAGAAGCAGCAGCAGAGGCAGAUUUACCAGCAGAUGUUGCUGGAGGGAGGGGUCCAACAGGAGCCCCCGCCCAGCGACAUGCAGCACAGCCUCACUGAGAAGUUCCUCAACAGGUCCAUCCAGAAGCUGGAGGAGCUAAAUGUGGGUAUGGAGAAUUUAGGGGAGGAGGUGAAGUCUUUGACCCAGCAGUGUAAUGGCAACGGGAACACGCCCGCCUCCGAAGACAAUAACAACCCUCCAUCUGUGACCCCGGAGCAGAGCAGGACUCAAGGGGGAGGGGUGCUCAGCAGCACCCCACAGCGCACUGUGGGGGGGCGCAUAGUCCCGCCCCUGAACGAAUCCCCCGUUGUCUCUCAAAGUGGGAAGAAACACAUGGGAGGUCAACAAGGUGACUCUCCAGGAUCCUUAUCCCAGAGUAAAGAGGGUGACAAGCCAAAAAGUCUGUUUGUGCCCGUGCACACUCUGGAAGAUACUCAGGCUAUUCGUGCCGUUGCCUUUCACCCGUCUGGAUCACUGUAUGCCGUGGGAUCCAACUCCAAAACUCUACGAGUUUGUGCUUAUCCAGAAACAGUGGACACAAGCGGUUCGAGUCCAACAAAGCAGCCAGUUGUCCGCUUCAAGAGGAACAAACACCACAAAGGUUCCAUCUACUGUGUGGCCUGGAGCCACUGCGGGCAGCUGCUGGCUACAGGCUCCAAUGACAAAUAUGUCAAAGUUCUACCUUUCAGCGCAGAGACGUGCAACGCCACAGGCCCAGACCUGGAGUUCAGCAUGCAUGAUGGAACCAUCAGAGACCUGGCCUUCAUGGAGGGUCCAGAAAGCGGGGGAGCCAUCUUGAUCAGUGCCGGAGCAGGAGACUGCAACAUCUACACCACCGACUGUCAGAGGGGACAGGGUCUACACGCGCUCAGUGGGCACACAGGUCACAUUCUGUCUCUGUAUACAUGGGGAGGCUGGAUGAUCGCCUCUGGCUCCCAAGACAAGACAGUGCGUUUCUGGGACCUCAGGGUGCCCAGCUGUGUCCGAGUAGUGGGAACCGCUUUCCAUGGCUCAGCCAUACCCCUCCUUUCUCACUCUACAGGAAGUCCCGUUGCCUCGGUAGCAGUCGAUCCGAGUGGCCGUCUCCUAGCAACAGGGCAGGAAGACAGCGCAUGCAUGCUGUAUGACAUCAGAGGAGGUCGCAUCGUGCAGGUGUACCGGCCGCACAGCAGCGACGUCCGAUCUGUCAGGUUUUCCCCCGGGGCGCACUACCUGCUCACGGGUUCCUACGACACAAAAGUCAUGGUCACCAACCUCCAAGGUGACCUGACCAAACAGCUGCCCCUGACCGUGGUGGGAGAACACGGCGACAAGGUGAUUCAGUGUCGAUGGCACACACAAGAUCUAUCCUUCCUCUCAUCCUCUGCUGACCGCACGGUCACACUCUGGACACACAAUCCAUAACACACACACACACACAGACAACCAGUUGCUAUAUUCUAAAAGACACAGCAUUCCCUUAAAACAACACUGCUCCACCUACACUAUCAACACAGUCACACCCUUUCAACACACUUGACACUUACAGCCUGAAAACACACACACACAGGUGAAUGAGCCUUUUCCUCCUGUCUGUAGGAAACCAAAUGGAUACAAACUUGUGACGCAUCAAAAGCACACAUGUUGCAUGUUCCUCCUCUGUCUUCACAUCUCUCACACUGUAUUUAUCCCCACUGAUUGUCGUCACAUUGAGGGGUAAAACAGCAGGAUCAUUCGUUCAUUAUUCUCACUUCAUCCUUUAAUCCACAUGGUGUCAUCAUCCUACAACUUCACUCCUUAAACACACCAGUUAAUUGCUGCAUGUCUGUUUCACUGAGGAGUUGUUGAGGUUAGACAGGACAGAGUGCUUUGUUCAUGAUGGUGCCUUCCUUCAGUUCUCAGUUUCCAUAACAAAAUGUUUUUUAAAAAAAAAGGAAAAAAAAGAUAAUAUGGACAUUUUUCAGGAUCAAAUUUUGUCAGUCAUUUUGAGAAAUCCUACAUUCCUUCUUUUUGCAUAUCAUUUUCGUAGAGCUGGUGUUAUGCUGCUAUAUUGUUUUGGGGAAAACACGUGGAAUUUAUGGUGUAAAAUGUAAUUUCUCAGUGUGUCAGUAGUGAGCUUUUCCUGCCAGGAGGCUGAAUCUGCAGACGUCAAAUUAUCUGUUGCCUCCCAGUGGGAUGUACCAAUGUCUAAUGUUAUUGUGUCCACUGCAUAACUACAAUUCAAAAUGUGUAAAUUAGCUUGUGCAUUCGUUUUAAAUUUGAAAAUCAGUGUUUUUGCGCUGAAGCUGUUACAGUGUCUUGCAAUGGCUUGCUUGCAAUGGAAGGUCAUUAUUAUGUCGGCAUCAAAGGGAAAUACAGUGCGUUUUUUUGGUUGAGCGCCCUAGCAUUCAUUUUAGGAUUUUCCAGUGUUUAAAAACUUGUCUGCUGCUGUAACAAAAUAACAACAGUAGGUGGCAGUCUUUGCCCAUAACAAGGGUCUAACCAUAUGCACAAUGAAAUCUGAAUGGAAGCACGGGUGUUUUGAUAUUUAUUUAGAACCAGUAUUUGGGGCAUAUGCAUUGUAUUCUUUUCUUGUAUUUUACAUGCGCACUUUGUCUUUUAACUUUGACUUACUUACAAAGAUGCAUAUUUAAGUUUUUAUGUUAAUGUAUAGUAUAUAUUGUUUUAACAAAUGAGGCCAAACUAAUACGUACAUAGAUGUAUUUAUUUCAGUUGUGUUUAUGUAUGUACAGUUAUUAGUAUGUUUUGGAAAUGCUAGUGGCUCUUGUAUUAAGCCUUUCUAAUUCUUGUUUCUAAAAGUGACUUAAAUUAAUUCAAGCUAACUCAAGUCUGACUGCUGGUACGUUCAAUAAAGUGUCUUUUACACAA